Rhipicephalus sanguineus (brown dog tick) is the source of this 978-nucleotide messenger RNA. RefSeq lists its product as uncharacterized. The transcript is spliced from 4 exons. Bases 34 to 945 code for a protein of 303 amino acids. The record is from RefSeq and is a predicted model, not a curated record. Lineage: Eukaryota; Metazoa; Arthropoda; Arachnida; Ixodida; Ixodidae.
UGAAAAAAAUACAUCGUCUUUCAGUCGUGCUUGAUGGAACUCUUGCACCAUUGCAAGAUUUGUGGAGCAUCGGGAAGCACGGUUGACAUUGUGGCAAGUGGAACGAUGAUUUCAACGACCACGAAAUGUUCAGGAAACCAUGUGACAAAGUGGUGUAGCCAGCCAAUGGCUAAAGGAAAGCCACUUGGCAAUUUGCUGUUGAGCUGUGCUAUACUGUUUACUGGGAGCAGCCCAACUAAGGUCAUACGCCUGCUCUCUGUAAUGGGGGUGCAGUCGCUGCAGAAGACACAGUACUUUCAGUACCAGAGGUGCUAUCUACUUCCAGCAGUUGAGCAGGCAUGGCACUCCCACCAGAGGACCUUAAUUGAAGAGGCCAAGCACCAGCCACGCUCACUAGCAGGUGAUGGCAGGUGUGACACGCCAGGCCAUUCAGCAGACUUCGGGACGUACACAUUGCUCGACACUGACCUCAACAAAAUCUUGCACAUUGAGCUUGUCAAGUCAACAGAAGUUGCUUCCAGCAACCGAAUGGAAAGAGAAGGACUGCAGAGAGCACUUCACGAGCUGACCCGUCUUGGCCUGCAGAUUGAGUCUCUCGUCACUGAUCGCCACUCCGAAAUUAAAGCCUUCAUGAAGCAGUAUUAUCCAGCAAUAUGCCACCUGUUUGACUUGUGGCACAUUGGAAAAGGCUUGAAGAAGAAGAUUGUUGCCUUGGGGAGGACAAGGCAGCAUGAAUCCGUGCUUGGGUGGCGAAAGACCAUCAUUCGCCAUCUUUAUUGGUGUGCUAUCAACAGUAAGGGCAAUGAGGCGUUGUUCUUGGCGAGGUGGCUGUCCAUUCUCCGACACAUUGUCAACGUACAUAGUCACCCUGACCCUCUGCACCCUUCAUGCUUUCACGGCGAGCUGCCAGAACGUGACUGGUUGGUCGAAGGUAGGUACUACUAGGAGACGAAGAGAAAUUUGUACACCUAAAUAAGU